This is a messenger RNA of Cuscuta campestris, 1203 nucleotides long. Lineage: Eukaryota; Viridiplantae; Streptophyta; Magnoliopsida; Solanales; Convolvulaceae. The record is from the annotation of a GenBank genome assembly.
CUAUCAAAUCAGAUAGACUUUAAUAUAAUCAAAUAAGAUGAACAAUUAUAUUCAAUAUAUUUAGUUAAGUUCAUUAUUUACAAAAUUUGCCACCCCCUACUCUCUUUAUAUCCAUCGUCGAACUGGCACAGAGGAAAGUGAUCCGCCUGAGGAGAACCAGUGCAAGUCGGAGAAGGAGCACUGGACCUGGAGCAGAGAUCCGUUAAAACGGAAACGGAGUAAUUGAAUUGAUUUCAUAUGAUUUGAGCUCGGAUUUGUUACAGCAACCAAAUCAGGCCCGGAAGCCGGGAACUAUACAGUUUAUCUGCAGAUCAGAUUAUCGACGCAGCUUCAUAGCUCCCUUUCAUCUCCAUCUCUGCCAUCUUCGUUUUCCGCCACUCAGUAGUUUUUCUUACAAAAAUAAUAAAGGAAUUUGCAUCGGCUUGGAAACGGGAAAGGGGAACGGCUGUCGGAGUUUAUGAGCUGAGAUAUCACAUUAUGGAUAACAAAAAAGUAGUCGUAUGCGACAAUGGCACUGGGUAUGUCAAGUGUGGCUUUGCGAAUGAGAAUUUCCCCACAUCGGUUUUCCCUUGUGUGGUCGGACGGCCGAUGCUACGAUAUGAAGAAUCCCUUAUGGAGCAAGACAUCAAGGAUACCAUUGUUGGAGAUGCCUGCUUAAAGUUGCGACACCAAUUGGAUAUAUCUUAUCCUGUCAACAAUGGCAUUGUGCAAAACUGGGAUGAUAUGGAACAUGUCUGGGACCAUGCAUUUUUCAAUGAACUGAAGGUUGAUCCAACAGAAUGUAAAAUCUUGCUCACAGAUCCACCUCUCAAUCCAUCGAAAAACCGUGAAAAGAUGGUUGAAACCAUGUUUGAGAAAUACAACUUUGCUGGUCUCUUCAUUCAGAUUCAAGCUGUUCUAACUUUAUAUGCGCAAGGUUUGCUAACAGGACUAGUCAUAGAUUCGGGUGAUGGUGUGACUCAUGUGGUUCCAGUUGUUGAUGGUUAUUCAUUUCCUCAUCUUACAAAAAGAAUGAAUAUAGCUGGGCGUCAUGUAACUUCUUAUCUAGUUGAUUUGCUACUCCGAAGAGGGUAUGCGAUGAAUAGAAGUGCCGAUUUUGAGACUGUCAGAGAUAUUAAAGAAAAGCUCUGCUACAUCAGUUAUGAUUAUAAACGAGAAUAUCAACUGGGUCUUGAGACAACAAUCCUUGUUAAGAAUUACACU